This is a messenger RNA of Thamnophis sirtalis, 1526 nucleotides long. Lineage: Eukaryota; Metazoa; Chordata; Lepidosauria; Squamata; Natricidae. The record is from RefSeq and is a predicted model, not a curated record.
AUGAACAGAGAUGCAAACAUUGUGCAGUUUAGUGCUCAGUAUAGCAUUGGUGGAUGUCCUUCCUUAUAUUUUAGGCUUUUUGAUUUGGAUCCAGACCUCUUGCCCCUUUUCAAGUACAAUUGCAAGACGUUCUCUACUCCUCAAGAGUGCCUCUCAUCACCUGAGUUCCUGGAACACAUUAGAAAGGUAAUGCUGGUAAUUGAUGCAGCUGUAACUCAUUUGGAGAAUUUGCACUGCCUGGAGGACUACCUCUCUAAUCUUGGCAGGAAACACCAAGCAGUUGGGGUGAAGGUUGAGUCCUUUGAGGCUGUAGGAGACUCCUUGCUGUAUAUGCUGGAGAAAUGCCAUGGUCCUGCCUUCAAGAUGAAUGUGCGAGAAGCCUGGAUAAAGCUCUAUAGCACUGUGGUCAAAGCCAUGAGCUGCGGCUGGAAGGUUCCCAGAAAGGUGGAAUAAUCUCUGAUCAAGAUGUUUGGAGCGCUUUGCUGUUCUGGGUCAGAAACAGCUAUGACAAAAGAGCAUGAUCAUUUUUCCAGCUUGAUGUAUUUCAGAGUAAUCUCGACAGCUUUCUUUCUGUCUGUUGCUUACUUUUGCAUUCCCAGUCUCUGUGUGUGACAGUGGGCCCUAGAAUUCGGUGUAGCAGGUCCAUGUGUAGUGGUGUGUAAAACAUUUCAAUCCAAAGUAUUUUAAGUAUCAAAUUCUCCUUACCACAAGUUUGAAAUAGGCUGUUUUGAGUAAUUUGGAACUGAUUCGAGCUCUAAACAAUUCUUUUGACCUUAAAAUAUUUUCAGAAUUCUCAAAACAACCAGAUUUGUAUUUAAAAAAAAACCACCCAGUAAGAACGGAUUAACAUUCAAAUUGGGAAAAUUUGUGAAGAUGAAAUGAUUCAAAAUGAAAUUUUGCAUAACUCUAGUCUGUUUGCAGGUGACAAAAGUGAAGAAACCUGGAGUUGCAAUUAUAUGUUGACUGUAGUGGCUUUCUUGCCUUUAAGCUCUUUUUUUAAUUAAUCGUUUUUUUAAACAAGAGAAUGGACAAAUAUAAAAAAAGGAUACAAUGUUAUAGUAAUAGUAAAUGAACAGAGAUGCAAACAUUGUGCAGUUUAGUGCUCAGUAUAGCAUUGGUAAAUGGUUAGCCAUCAAAACCAAAAUAUAUUGUCAUUUUUAAUAAAAAAAGGAAAGUACUUUGAAGAUCUUUUUAAAUCUCUGAGCUGAAUGCAUGAUUUUCGAAAGCUCUUUAUUUUCUGUUUAUAAAAACCAACUGCACAGGUUUUUUUUAGCAUACAAAGGCAUUUGGGCUAGCCAGGGUUUGUUUGUUUGUUUUCAGUAAGGAAAGCUUGGUAUUCUUUCUGUAAAUUGUGGGGAUUUCUUUGGGAUUAUAUAAGCAGUACAGUCUCCCCCCCCCCCCCCAAAAAAAAAAAAGUGGGUUAAUUCACUAUACAAUGGGGCUGGAAAAAUGUUGGGCUUUUCAAAUGCCUAGCCGCCUGGGAAAGCAAAGGGAAAUCAUCAAAGCCAUUAAAAAGCGAAAGUUAG